This is a messenger RNA of Arachis ipaensis, 366 nucleotides long. The record is from RefSeq and is a predicted model, not a curated record. NCBI's taxonomy places the organism in Eukaryota, Viridiplantae, Streptophyta, Magnoliopsida, Fabales, Fabaceae.
AUGGGAGAACUUCACUACUUUCUAGGCAUUCAAGUCACAAAAACUAAGGAAGGAGGCUUGAUUCUGUCACAAGAAAAAUACGUUGGAGACCUUCUUGCUAAAACUGGCAUGACUGGGUGCAAACCUUGCACCACACCACUACCCUCCUCUGUCAAGCUAUCUACAUUUGGUGGGCCUGUCUUCACUAAUCCACGGCUUUACAGAUCCGUAGUUGGAAGUUUACAAUAUCUCACUGUCACAAGACCUGAGCUAUCAUACUGUGCCAGCAAGGUUUCUCAGUUUUUGCAGCAUCCUUUGGAAGAACAUUGGAGAUUAGUAAAACGUGUGUUAAGAUGUGUUAGUGGAACACUCACUUAUGGCCUGUAG